Molecule: messenger RNA, 579 nt
Organism: Dichomitus squalens LYAD-421 SS1
Lineage: Eukaryota; Fungi; Basidiomycota; Agaricomycetes; Polyporales; Polyporaceae
Product: 60S ribosomal protein L17/L23
Exons: 5
Coding region: 44-463 (139 amino acids)
Biological process (GO): translation
Cellular component (GO): cytosolic large ribosomal subunit; ribosome
Molecular function (GO): large ribosomal subunit rRNA binding; structural constituent of ribosome
Source: RefSeq, a predicted model, not a curated record
CCGAUUCAGUAGCCCCAGCAACUUCAGCAAGUCCUCAAGCAAAAUGUCGAAACGCGGCGCAGGUGCCUCUGGCAACAAGUUCCGGAUGACCUUGGGUCUCCCCACCGGUGCCGUGCUCAACUGCGCGGACAACAGCGGCGCCAAGUCGCUCUUCGUUAUCGAAGCGUUCGGCACCGGCUCACACCUCAACCGGCUCCCCGACGCUGGUGUCGGUGACAUGGUCGUCGCGUCCGUGAAGAAGGGAAAGCCUGAGCUCAGGAAGAAGACUAUGCCCGCUGUCGUCGUUCGCCAAAGGAAGGCAUGGCGCCGGCGAGACGGUGUUUUCCUCUACUUCGAGGAUAACGCUGGUGUUAUCGUCAACCCCAAGGGUGAGAUGAAGGGCUCUGCUAUCACUGGCCCCGUCGCAAAAGAAUGCGCGGACCUCUGGCCGCGUAUCGCUUCUAACGCAGGUACUGUCGUAUGAGACCGUUCUACUAUCGCUGCAUGUUUGUACUGUUUAUGGUUAUGACGCAACCAUGCUCUUUCUGCAUCUGAACGAAUGUGUAAAUUUGUUCGCAUAAGUCUAUGAACUUAGGAAAG